GGAAAAAUACAAUCAAAAAUAAAUAAGAAGAGUGCAGUCACAAAAAUCCAUAUCAAAAGACUCAUCAAUCAUAUCCAUCACAAACUCGAACCGUUUGUAGCACCCUCAAUCAUAUAAGAAACAAGUUACACAAUGACAGACGCGGGUCUACCAGCAGGAUGGGAAGUCCGCACUUCGAAAUCUAAAAACAUUCCCUACUAUUUCAACGAAGCUCAGACGAUAUCAAGCUGGGAGCCUCCUGCAAACACUGAUACCGAAAAGCUGAAGGCAUAUAUGGCCGAGCAUUACAGCGCCUCGGAGAUUGGAGACAAUGCCAAUGGCCAGGAAGAUCAACAAGGAAAGAUUAGAGCCAGUCAUUUGUUGGUGAAGCAUAAGGGCAGCAGGAGGCCGAGCAGUUGGCGCGAGGCCGAAAUUACACGCACAAAGGACGAGGCGAUGAGCAUUAUUCUUCAGCAUGAAGCUCAUAUUCGUUCUGGAACAACAUCAUUGGGCGACCUUGCCGUUAGCGAAUCCGAUUGCAGCUCUGCCCGCAAGAUGGGUGAUCUUGGGUUCUUCGGACGUGGAGAUAUGCAGAAAGAAUUUGAGGAAGCAGCUUUUGCCUUAAAGCCAGGUGAAGUGAGUCAUGUGGUUGAAACUGCUUCUGGGCUGCAUUUGAUUGAAAGACUUGCGUAAUGGACAGAUGGAAAGAACAUUUAAAAUCUAAAUGAUUCACAGGAGUUGUUGUUUAGCUAGGCAAACUGAAACCAAUCAGAAAUACCAUUUGCGCCAGCACUUUUCAAUUUUCAAUUUUCAAUUAUGAAUCAACAAAUGGAAAUAAUAAAGAUUCUACGGCGUCCUUGACAAUUCAAUACAGACUUCAUUGCCAACUAACCCAAAUGGUCUCCGGCAAUUCAACAUUCUAAUACAGACAACUGCAAUCAAAUCGCUUUCAGACUUCACAAUACAUUUGAAAUUUCACUUCAGGGUCCAUUACUAAAGUCGUUUCAAACAAAAAAUAUAGGCCA
Messenger RNA from Botrytis cinerea B05.10, 1004 nucleotides. RefSeq names its product Bcess1 (gene Bcess1). The transcript is spliced from 4 exons. Gene Ontology annotation, molecular function: protein binding; peptidyl-prolyl cis-trans isomerase activity. Gene Ontology annotation, cellular component: cytosol; nucleus. NCBI's taxonomy places the organism in Eukaryota, Fungi, Ascomycota, Leotiomycetes, Helotiales, Sclerotiniaceae. The coding region runs from base 133 to 672 and encodes 179 amino acids. The record is from RefSeq and is a predicted model, not a curated record.